AUGAAGGACGAGCUGGUGGGGGGGAGAGAGAACGGGGAGUCGACCAGGGCGACGACAGAGAAACAGUCAGUGACGAAGAGCUUGGCGAGCUCUGCCGAUGAGGAAUUGCAAAAGGUUGUGGAAUGUGAGUAUGUUGUUCGUGGAGAGAUCGUUAUCAAUGCUCAGCGCCUUCAAGAAGAGCUACAAAAGAAACCAGGUAGCCAUCCCUCUGUUGAGAUACUUAAUUGCAACAUUGGGAAUCCACAGUCUCUAGACCAGCAGCCAGUUACUUUUUUCCGAGAGGUUCUUGCUUUGUGUGAUUAUCCAACAAUUUUGGACAGAGAUGAAACUCAUGCCUUAUUCAGUGUGGAUUCCAUAGCAAGAGCUUGGCAGAUCCUAGACCAGAUUCCUGGUCGAGCUACAGGUGCAUACAUUCACAGCCAGGGUAUCAAAGGAUUACAUGAUGCAAUUGCAGCUGGAAUUGCUGCUCGUAAUGGUUAUCCUUGCAAAGCAGAAGAUAUAUUCUCAACCGAUGGAGCGAGCCCUGCUGUCCACAUGAUGAUGCAAUUACUGUCGAGGUCAGAGAAAGAUGGCAUCCUCUGCCCCAUACCUCAAUAUCCUUUAUACUCUGCUUCGAUUGCUCUUCAUGGCGACCAUUUUGUCCGAUAUUACCUCGUUGAAGAAAUAAGGUGGGGACUGGAGAUUUCUGAGUUUAAGAAGCAAGUGGAAGAUGCUCGAUCAAAGGGUAUAACUGUCAGGGCACUUGUAGUCAUAAAUCCCACGAAUCCAACCGAGCAGGUUCUUGCAGAAGAAAACCAGCGACAAAUAGUGGAAUUCUGCAAAAAAGAAGGUCUUGUUCUCCUAGCAGAUGGGGUCUACCAAGAAAAUAUCUAUGUUGCACACAAGAAAUUUAAUUCCUUCAAGAAGAUUGCACGAUCAAUGGGAUAUGAAGACCAGGAUAUUUCUUUAGUACCAUUUCAAUCAGUUUCUAAGGGUUGUGAUGGAGAAUGUGGAAAGAAGGGUAGCUAUAUGGAGGUUACCGGUUUUAGCACUGAAGUGAGAGAACAGAUUUAUAAGGUGGCAUCAGUAAAUCUUUGCUCAAAUAUAUCUGGUCAAAUUCUGGCAAGCCUCGUUAUGAAUCUACCUAAGGAAGGAGACGAAUCCUAUGAGUCUUAUGUUGUAGAGAGAUAUGGAUGCUGUCUGAAGACGAAUUCAAUCAACACUUUUGCGUACUGGUUUAAGAACUGUGAUGAGCUGAUUGAUUUCAAGGAGGGUGGGCAUACAAGCUUUGAGUAUGGGCGAUAUGGGAACCCAAUUACCAAGGUAUUGGAGAGGAAGAUGAGUGAAUUAGAGAGGGCAGAAACUACUUUGUUUGUGUCCUCUGGCAUGUAUGUCAGUUGUGCGGUGCUCUCAGCCCUGGUUCCUACAGGUGGCCAUAUCGUUACAACCACUGGUUGUUAUAGGAAGACAAGGAUGUUAAUUGAGAAUGAGCUUCCAAAGAGGGGAAUUAAGGCUGUCGUUAUUGCUCCUGCUGAUAUGGGCUCUCUUAAAAGAGCAUUGUGUGAAAAUAAAGUGACUCUUUUCUUUACGGAGUCCCCAACUAAGGUUAAAAAGUUUCAUACAUUUGACCUUGGGACAAGGUCAAAGUUAAGGGGAGGGAAUUGUUAGGAACCGAUCAUCAGUUGGAAACCAGUCGAUUGAGUCAAGAGCUUCGAAAGCUGAGAACCUGGAAGCUGAAGCUGAGGACUUGAACGCUGUGGACUGAUACGCAAAGUUCAGGACUGAUAUACAGAGUUUGGGGCUGACUGGUAAAGACUUUGAACUACAGGGGUUGUCUUGCAAACAGUUAGCUGAAUCUGUUUUUCUGUUAAACUGUUUGAGCACGUUUUGUUUUCUAAGCUUUGAAGUUGAGUUGUAUAAAUAGAAGGUUGUAAGGAUCAAACACUUAUGAUAUGAAUGAAAUGAAUUGAUUUCUUUCUCCUCAA
Molecule: messenger RNA, 1964 nt
Organism: Asparagus officinalis (garden asparagus)
Lineage: Eukaryota; Viridiplantae; Streptophyta; Magnoliopsida; Asparagales; Asparagaceae
Product: alanine aminotransferase 2-like
Exons: 1
Coding region: 1-1647 (548 amino acids)
Biological process (GO): transsulfuration; biosynthetic process
Molecular function (GO): pyridoxal phosphate binding; L-alanine:2-oxoglutarate transaminase activity
Source: RefSeq, a predicted model, not a curated record